UGCGUUUACAACAGAAUGCGUAGUAUCUCAGCAAAUUAACACAAUAUUCAAGGGCUUAGAACACAUUACAGUGGUAAUAUGGGCAAAUUAAAUGUUGUAGUUUUGAGGUAUCUGUCCAGAGAUGACUUCCGUGUCCUCACAGCGGUUGAGAUGGGGAUGAAAAACCAUGAGGUAGUUCCAGUCAGCCUCAUAUCCUCCAUCGCCAGCCUGCGUCACGGAGGCUGCAACAAGAUCCUUAGAGAGCUCGUCAAACACAAAAUAGUGGCCUACGAGCGUACUAAGAUGGUACAUGGCUACCGUCUGAACUAUGGGGGCUAUGACUACCUGGCUUUGAAGACGUUCUGCUCUAGAGAAAUACUCCUUUCUGUCGGGAACCAGAUGGGAGUUGGGAAAGAGUCAGAUAUCUACAUCGUGGCCAGUCCAGAGGGGGAGCAGUACGCGCUUAAGCUCCACAGGCUGGGGAGGACCUCCUUCAGGAACCUGAAGAACAAGAGGGACUACCACAAACACAGGAAGAACAUGUCCUGGCUUUACCUCUCACGCCUCUCGGCCAUGAAGGAGUACGCCUACAUGAAGGCCCUGUACGAACGAGGGUUUCCUGUCCCUAAGCCCAUUGACUAUAACAGACACGCUGUGGUUAUGGAGCUCAUCAAUGGAUAUCCACUCUGUCAGGUGCGUGAGCUGGAAGACCCGUCCUCCAUGUACAAUGAUGUCAUGGAGCUGAUAGUGAAGCUGGCCAAUCAUGGCCUUAUCCACGGUGACUUCAAUGAGUUUAACCUGAUGCUGGACGACCACGAUCACGUGACCAUGAUCGACUUCCCCCAGAUGGUGUCUACCACACACUUCAAUGCAGAGUGGUAUUUUGACCGGGAUGUCAAAUGUAUACGAGAUUUCUUUGCCAAAAGAUACAAUUAUGAGAGUGAGCUGUACCCAACCUUCAAAGACAUCAGACGUUCCGUUUCUCUGGACGUUGAGAUCUCAGCCAGCGGCUUCACCAAAGACUUUGAGAGAGACGCAGCAUUGCUUGAUCCUAAAGGACCAGAUGGAGAGGAGGAGGACGACGAAGAGGGAGAGGAGGAUGACGAAGGAGAGGAAGAGGAGGAUAUGGAGAAGAGAAUGGACAUGGAGGAGUAUAGGCAUGCUAUAUUGGAACUGGAGGGGCUCAAAGUCAGUGACACAGAGACACACACUGAGACAGGAGACGAGGAUGGACAGAGAGACCCAGGGAGAGGAGAACAGAGAGACCCAGGGAGAGGAGAACAGAGAGACCCAGGGAGAGGAGAACAGAGAGAGACUGAUCCAGAGGCUGUUGUGAUGGGUGGUCUUGAUGAAGAGAGAGAAAAGGAGGAAGAGGAUGUGUGUCCUGAGCUGGUCGACCUCUCCUCCUGCAACCGAGAGUUCAAACCUUUCAGAGACUCAGACAGCCUGCUUCAUGUGGUUGAACACAGCAGGAGGAGGACGGACAGUGAGGCUACCGCCGGCAGUGUAGGGAGCUGCUCUACUAUACCACCGGAGGUGGUUCGUGCAAAGGUGCGGAGACAGCUUAGUAAGCAGCAGAAAGCAGCUCAGAGGAGACGGCUGAUAAAGGGAGAAUCUAACCUGGUCACUGCAGAGAGGAGAGAGAAUCAGAGUAACAUCAAAUCUAGUCUAGAGACUGAUGGCUUCUGGGGCUGAGAGGGACGUACGUGAUGGAGUGCGUGUCAAGUGUGUGUGAGAACCUUGUCACGAGGACAACAGAACAUGGCCUCUCUCCCAGUGACGAGCCCCCAGCGACGAGCCCCCAGCGACAAGCCCCCAGCGACAAGCCCCCAGCGACAAGCCCCCAGCGUUGGGUCAUGUUUUGUAUCUACUGCAGUUUGAAUACUUUCAAUAAAGACAACUUUAAUAUGA
Molecule: messenger RNA, 1890 nt
Organism: Salmo salar (Atlantic salmon)
Lineage: Eukaryota; Metazoa; Chordata; Actinopteri; Salmoniformes; Salmonidae
Gene: riok2
Product: RIO kinase 2 (yeast)
Biological process (GO): maturation of SSU-rRNA; protein phosphorylation
Cellular component (GO): cytosol; nucleus; preribosome, small subunit precursor
Molecular function (GO): ATP binding; protein serine/threonine kinase activity
Source: RefSeq, marked provisional